AGUUUCAGAGUUCACUUUGCAUAUCCGGUUUCAACCAUGGAAGCUAUACACCAUGCGAAAAACCUUCUCCGGAAGGAGCUGAAGAAACGGCUGAAAUCUCUUUCUGAGCCAGAGAAAGUCAGACAGUCUCUUUAUAUAACUAAAAAGUUGAUGGAACACCCUGCUUACCAGAAAAGCCAGCGGAUAUCAGUCUACCUCGCCAUGAAGAAGGAAGAAGUGGACACCGAUGGAAUCCUCCGGAAGAUGUUCUCCCAGAACAAGCUAUGCUACGUCCCUCAGUACAUCGGACCCAAGAUGAACAUGAUGAAGAUGUCUUCCAUGGAGGACUAUGAGGCUCUCCCGGAGACAAAAUGGAAGAUCAAGCAGCCGGCCGAUGACGAUGUGAGAGAAGAUGCGCUGAAGACAGGAGGGUUGGAUCUGAUUAUUAUUCCCGGCCUUGGAUUCAGCAAAGAAGGGCAUCGCCUUGGGAGAGGGAAGGGGUACUAUGACAUCUACCAGAACCGAUGUGUGGAGGAGACGGGCGUCAAACCAGUCACCAUCGCGUUAGCCUUCAAGGAACAGAUCUGCGAGAGUAUUCCCAUCACCGAGAAUGAUGUCACAAUAGACUAUGUACUGUAUGGAGACAUGGAUGACUGAUUAGUAUCAUGAAGCUUCAAGGUAUAAUAGACCAGUUCACGGUUAGCACAUGUCCCAAAAGGACCCAAAUGACCCUGAAUAUCCACAAAUCUUCAAAAAAUGAAGAG
Strongylocentrotus purpuratus (purple sea urchin) is the source of this 743-nucleotide messenger RNA. It is a transcript of the gene mthfs, whose product is annotated as 5-formyltetrahydrofolate cyclo-ligase. Gene Ontology annotation, molecular function: 5-formyltetrahydrofolate cyclo-ligase activity. The coding region runs from base 37 to 636 and encodes 199 amino acids. The record is from RefSeq and is a predicted model, not a curated record. Gene Ontology annotation, biological process: tetrahydrofolate interconversion; folic acid-containing compound biosynthetic process. Gene Ontology annotation, cellular component: mitochondrion. Lineage: Eukaryota; Metazoa; Echinodermata; Echinoidea; Camarodonta; Strongylocentrotidae. The transcript is spliced from 3 exons.